Messenger RNA from Paramecium pentaurelia, 1349 nucleotides. Lineage: Eukaryota; Ciliophora; Oligohymenophorea; Peniculida; Parameciidae. The record is from the annotation of a GenBank genome assembly.
AUGAAAAAAUUACCUAGUAGUUAUUUGGAGCCUAAAAUAUUUGAUAACAAAUACAUUAUCAAAUAAAAAUUGAGUUCUGGGUCUUUUGGAGUUGUUUAUCUGGCUAUUCAUAAAGUUACUCGUGAAGAAGUGGCUGUUAAAUUGGAAAAAGGAGAAUAAGAAACAUUAGAUAGAGAAGUUUACUUGCUAACUAAAUUGUAAGGUAUUUAAGGAAUUACUAAACUUUACUGGUUUGGAAGUGAGUAAAAUUACAAUGUUAUGGUCAUCGAUAUAUUAGGUAAAGACUUAGGUUAUUAUGUAAAAAAUUACAAACAAUUAUCAUUGAAAACUGGUUUACAAUUAUUAGAAUAGCUUAUAACAAUAUUUAGUAAUGUACACAAUAAAGGAAUUGUUCAUAGAGAUCUAAAGCCUGAAAAUAUAAUGAUGGGCAAAAUUGAUUUAGCAUAAGCAUAUUUAGUUGACUUUGGAGUUUCUAAAUAGAUUUUUGAUUAAGGAAAGCAUAUGUACAUAUUAUUAUACAUUAAAAAAUAGACCUUUUAGAGAUAAAAAGUCAUUUAUUGGAACUACUAGAUAUGCUUCAAUUGCAGCUCAUAAAGGAUAUGAAAUAGGUAGAAAAGAUGACUUAGAAUCUCUUAUGUAUGUUAUUAUAUAUCUUAUAUUGGGGUAAACAUGUUAUUUAAUUUCAUUAGCAAAUUACCUUGGUAAAAUCUGUAGAAUAUUGGAGAUAAAGACAGAACAGUUGUUGUUGGAGAAGUGAAGAUGCAAACAUCAAUUUAGCAACUCUGUAAAGAUUUGCCUCCACCUUUCUCAGAAUAUCUAAAGUAUAUUCUUAAUCUCAACUAGUUAUUUAAAAGGGCUUAAUUAUCAAGAUUAACCUGAUUAUGAAUUAUUAAAGAAAAUUAUGAGAUAAUGUUCAGAUGCAAAUACUUAUGAUAAUUAAUUCGAAUGGACAGAUAAAAUACCAGAAAAACUUGGAGAUAUAAAAUAAUAAAGUUCAUUUUUAGCUGUCCCAAAUGGUUUAAAUGAUUAACAUAGAUAAAAUACAAAAAAAUAAUCUUAUAUGGGUACUGAUUCUAAUAAUUUUAGGUUCUCAAUCCUCUAAUAUUGUUAAAUAUAUACCUUCUCAUCAAGAUGCUUUACUAAUAAAAUCUUAACCUUAAAAAAUAAUAACUAGUCAACCUCAUAUUGAAAUGUUGAAACAAAUAGACACUGUUGAUUUUGAUGAUAUCGAAGAAAACAUGAAAAAUUAUCCUACUUUAGAAUAAAAGCUAUUAAGAUUAUAAGGAUUUGAUGCUAAAUUUAAGGAAUAAUGUCUAUCACAUUCUGCAAUUCAUGUAUUUGAUCAUUGA